AAUGACACACUCCCCGGGACAUCUUGUGCUCAUUGACAUAAUCUCUGGAGACCAGCUGAUUCAUCACGAGAGCAGGAAGUGCACACCAUCAAGUUCUUUGACUUUUUAUCUGAAAGGCACAUCCCUUUCAGCACAACACCCCUUUCAUCUCAGUUUAUGCACUGAAAUCUCCGAGUUGGGAUCUGAAGCCCCAAAGGCUUUUGCUUCUGAAGGCAUUCAACAGACGAGGACCUUGUGUGAACACUUCCAUUGGUCAAGACAGUUAAGACAAUAUGUGAAAAGCCGUCUGGCCACGGGAGAAACCGACAUCACCUGCCCAAAGUGCGGGCAGGUCUGGGCAUGGCAGGAGGCGCGGUCUCUUCAUUUGCUGACAAAGAGGGACCAGCUUCUCUACGAGAGGAAGCUUUCACAGAUGAUGAGUAGAAGUACUGACACUUACAAGAAGUGCCCAGGUUGCAAAUCCCUACUGCAGAGGCUGGACCUGACGAACCUCUGCAUGAAGUGUCCAUUCUGCUCGGAGACGAAGGGGGAGACCUUCCAGUUCUGCUGGGCUUGCCUGAGGAAGUGGAAGGGAGGCUCGGGGCAAGGGGACAGCUGUGCAAACGAAUCUUGCCACAUUGUGGCCCUGCUCCAGAGCUGUGAGGAGAUUUUGAACCCUGCGCUGACGGUGAACGGUUGCCCCUCCGUUCGGGCCUGUCCCCAAUGCAAGGCCCUGGUAGCACACAGCGGAGGCUGCAAGUACGUCACCUGCAGGAACUGCGCCAACUGCUUCUGCUUCCGCUGCCUCGACAGCUUCAAUGCCUGCUCCGGCGCCCGGCCCAACUGGUACAGCCGGGCAAAGUGUGAAAAGCCCAAGGCAGCAAGGCAGACGUUUGCCUCAGAAUCAGAUGCAUCUCCCCUCCCCAUCCACUGAACCCUUCUCAGCACCCCCUCACCACCAGCUCUUCCUUCCCAUGUCUCCUGUAACCCGAGGUCCUGCAGUCCCCACAUCCCCAGUGCAGACUCCAUGGUGGGCAGUGGGGGCACCAUGAGCAGGUGAGUGUGGGGAUAGGAUUAUCACUGAUGGGAGUAGGAGAGGGGUGAAGAGGUACUGGUGGAGGGUGUGACUUGGCUAGUGUGAGAUUGGACUGAUGGGUAACUGGUACGGUUGGGGUGAUGACCUGGGUAGGGUGAAGAGUCAGGGAGGGAUGAGGAGUUGGGGAGGGGUGAGGAGUUGGAGAGGAGUGAUGAGUUGGAAAGAGGUGAGGAGUUGGGAAGAGGUGAGGAGUCAGAAGGGUAAUGAGCUUGGGAGAGGUGAGGAGUUGGGAUGAAGAGUUGGAGAGGAGUGAUGAGUUGGGGAGAAGUGAGGAGUUGGGGAGGAGUGAUGAGUUGGGGAGAAGUGAGGAGUUGGGGAGGAGUGAUGAGUUGGGGAGGAGUGAUGAGUUGGGGAGGAGUGAUGAGUUGGGGAGGAGUGAUGAGUUGGGAUGAAGUGAGGAGUUGGGGAGGAGUGAUGAGUUGGGGAGAAGUGAGGAGUUGGGGAGGAGUGAUGAGUUGGGGAGGAGUGAUGAGUUGGGAUGAAGUGAGGAGUUGGGGAGGAGUGAUGAGUUGGGAUGAGGAGUUGGGGAGGAGUGAUGAGUUGGGGAGAGAGGAGUUGGGGUGGGAUUAAGAUUCUGGGAUGGGUGAGGAAUCAGAGAGGUGAGGGAUGAGGAUGUACUGUCAAAGGUUACAGGGAGAACACAUGACAAUGGACGAGAGGGAAAAUAAAUCAGCCAUGAUAGAAUAGUGGAGCAGACUCAAUGGGCUGAAUGGCCUAAUUCUGUCUUAUGGA
Molecule: messenger RNA, 1807 nt
Organism: Hypanus sabinus (Atlantic stingray)
Lineage: Eukaryota; Metazoa; Chordata; Chondrichthyes; Myliobatiformes; Dasyatidae
Exons: 4
Coding region: 2-913 (303 amino acids)
Biological process (GO): regulation of apoptotic process; negative regulation of protein phosphorylation; regulation of cellular response to oxidative stress
Cellular component (GO): endoplasmic reticulum; ubiquitin ligase complex; cytoplasm
Molecular function (GO): ubiquitin protein ligase activity; ubiquitin conjugating enzyme binding
Source: RefSeq, a predicted model, not a curated record